This is a messenger RNA of Colius striatus (speckled mousebird), 597 nucleotides long. RefSeq names its product dual specificity protein phosphatase 13B. The transcript has 3 exons. Gene Ontology annotation, biological process: negative regulation of MAPK cascade; protein dephosphorylation. Gene Ontology annotation, molecular function: protein tyrosine/serine/threonine phosphatase activity; MAP kinase phosphatase activity. NCBI's taxonomy places the organism in Eukaryota, Metazoa, Chordata, Aves, Coliiformes, Coliidae. The coding region runs from base 1 to 597 and encodes 198 amino acids. The record is from RefSeq and is a predicted model, not a curated record. Gene Ontology annotation, cellular component: cytoplasm.
AUGCCUCACACCAGAGACUCCUCACCUCCGGCGAGCAGCGCUUCCUACGAAACACCAGCACUACCAGAGCUCCAGCGGCUCAUUUGGUUCAGAGGAGGCUCUGACAAUCAUGUGGACGAAGUCUGGCCAAAUAUUUACCUGGGAGACGCGUGGGCUGCCAGGAGCAAAACUACUCUUCAAAGCCUCAACAUUACUCAUAUCCUUAAUGCAGCAGAUGGGCCAUAUAGCAUCAACACAGGAGCCAGAUACUACAAAGAUCUGCAAAUAGAGUACUACGGAGUCGAAGCAUUUGAUGAUCCUGCCUUUGACUUAAGUAUCUUCUUCUACGAUGCUGCCAAUUUCAUAGGCAAAGCCUUAAACACUUCAGGAGGGAAGGUGUUUGUUCAUUGUGCCAUGGGGGUGAGCCGCUCCGCCUCUUUAGUGCUCGCCUUUCUAAUGAUCCACGAGAACAUGACGCUGGUGGAUGCUCUGAAAACAGUGAGUGCUCACAGGGACAUCUGCCCAAACUCUGGGUUCCUCAGCCAGCUGCGGGACUUGGACAUUCAACUCAACGAAGAGAGGAAAGCAACCAGAGCAUCUGCUACCAAGGAGCUGUGA